This is a messenger RNA of Fragaria vesca subsp. vesca, 2203 nucleotides long. RefSeq names its product protein decapping 5-like. Gene Ontology annotation, molecular function: mRNA binding. The transcript is spliced from 8 exons. Gene Ontology annotation, biological process: cytoplasmic stress granule assembly; P-body assembly. Lineage: Eukaryota; Viridiplantae; Streptophyta; Magnoliopsida; Rosales; Rosaceae. Gene Ontology annotation, cellular component: P-body. The coding region runs from base 91 to 1905 and encodes 604 amino acids. The record is from RefSeq and is a predicted model, not a curated record.
ACCCCAAAAACCAAAACCCUACUGCGCUCGCUUCUAUGCUUUAGCAGUUAGAGAGAGAGAGAGCUUCGAGUUACAGAGAGAGAGAGAGCCAUGGCGUCCGAGGGCGCUGCGAGAUCGAGCUCGGCGGCGGAUUCGUACAUAGGGAGCAUGAUUAGUUUGACUUCCAAGAGUGAGAUCAGAUACGAAGGAGUUCUCUACAACAUCAACACCCAAGAGUCAAGUAUUGGACUCCGCAACGUGCGUUCUUUUGGAACCGAAGGAAGGAAAAAGGAUGGACCGCAGAUCCCACCGAGGGAUGAAAUUUAUGAGUAUAUACUCUUCCGUGGGAGUGACAUCAAGGAUUUACAGGUUAAAUCUUCUCCACCAGCUCAGCCUACACCACUGAUAAACAAUGAUCCAGCUAUUAUUCAGUCUCACUAUUCCCGCCCAGCUCCGUCAACAACUAGCGUGCCUUCUCCUGCUACUGGGCCUUUGCCAGAUAUUAAUUCCCAUACCGCACAGAUGGGACUACCUGGUUCAAAUUUCCAAAGUAGUUUACCUUUAUAUCAACCUGGAGGGAAUACAGGGUCAUGGGGGAUUCCACCUCCUCCUCCAAUGGCAAAUGGCGGCGGGCUUGCUAUGCCAAUGUACUGGCAAGGAUAUUAUGGCCCUCCAAAUGGCCUUCCUCAGUUACACCAGCAAUCUUUGCUUCGUCCGCCACCCGGACUGUCAAUGCCUUCUCCCAUGCAGCAGCCUUUGCAAUACCCCAACUUUAGUUCCUCCUUGCCCACUGGACCUUCCAACUUUCCUGAAGGUCCGUCGCCUUUACUAUCAGCUGCUAGUGGUAGUUCUCCUAGUUUGACAUCUGCGUCUUUAGCACCACCAAUUGGCCCAAUUUUGCCGACAACUCUGCCUCCAGUACCUUCCACCACACUAGCUUCUGAAACAUUACCUAACAAGGCACCAAGUGGUUCCCCUUCUGUAGGCACUCUUAGUGCAAGCUUGCCGCCACUUUCUUCUCUGACCAGUUCAAGCCCAGAUAUUAGUACUGCUGUAUCAUCUAUCUCUAACAAGCCUUCUGCAGUUUCUGGUUCAACCGUGCCCUAUCAAAGUGUAUCUCAAACUACUUCCUCAGUUGGGGCAUCCAAUUCUGUACGCCCGGAAACACUGGUUCCUUCUUUGGUAACCCCAGGUCAGCUCUUGCAGUCUGGUUCUGCUACUGGCCCCUCAGCUCAAUCGUUGCAAGCAGCUAAUAAGGAUGUGGAGGUUGUUCAAGAUUCAUCAACAACCUCACCAGAGCCAUCUGUCCCAGUAUCAGCAGAACCUCAGCCGCCAAUAUUGCCAUUACCACCACCUGCACGGGCAGUUCAAAAGCCAAAUGGAUCUACAUUCCAAGGCCGCCAGGGAUAUGCUUAUAGGGGGCGCGAGCGAGGCAGGGGAACUGGGAGUUCACGUCCUGUAACAAAAUUCACUGAAGAAUUUGACUUCAUGGCAAUGAAUGAGAAGUUCAAUAAGGAUGAAGUUUGGGGUCAUCUUGGUAAGAGUAGCAAACCUUCUAAGGAUAAAGAGGAUGGAAAUGACAGUGAAGAAGAAUAUAUCGAAGAUGAAGAUGAUGUAGAGUUGCCAAAGCUUGAUGUCAAGCCUGUCUACAAUAAGGAUGAUUUCUUUGACACCAUCUCCUCCAAUUCUUUCAAUAACGAACAGAAUGGAAGGACUCGGUACUCUGAGCAAGUGAAGAUAGAUACAGAGACUUUUGGAACUUUUUCAAGAUAUCGGGGUGGUCGAGGUGGCCGUGGUCCUGGACGUGGUGGCCGUGGCCGUGGGGGUUACUAUGGAAGGGACUAUGGUAGGGAUUAUGGAAGGGGGGGAUAUGGCUAUAAUGGAAGGGGCCGUGGCCGAGGGAUGUCUAGUCAAGGUCCACAGUAGGCGCUUGGUAUUAUGAAAGUAGUUGCCCGUCAGCCCAUCAGAACAAAAUACUGAUUUAGCAGGGCUAUGCUAAUGUGGUUUUUCUUCUUUUAUCUGUGCUUGUCCAGAAAAUAAACAUCAGUAAUUGUUUUCAUUUUCUUGUAUCAAAUUGCACCUGUUUCCUGAUUCAAGAGUCCUUUUAGUGACCUAAUCAAGAAGUAUCCAAUUUCGGUGAAAUCAUUGUGUUUAGAUGUUGAAGUUAAAACCAGCUGAUAUGACCUUAGAAUGUCUAGGAAGAUGAAGUUGAUUUCAAGCUGCU